This is a messenger RNA of Ceratitis capitata (Mediterranean fruit fly), 1636 nucleotides long. RefSeq names its product polymerase delta-interacting protein 3. Lineage: Eukaryota; Metazoa; Arthropoda; Insecta; Diptera; Tephritidae. Gene Ontology annotation, cellular component: nucleus. Gene Ontology annotation, molecular function: mRNA binding. The coding region runs from base 175 to 1368 and encodes 397 amino acids. The record is from RefSeq and is a predicted model, not a curated record. Gene Ontology annotation, biological process: mRNA export from nucleus. The transcript has 3 exons.
CAAUAAACGAAUCACAGCCAACUUUUCAAUAAACGCGAAUCGGCUUUUUAUAUUCGCACACGGAGGCAAAGUUGUUUCUUUUUUUUUCAAUAUUUGAAGGAAAAGAAUUUAUAAAAACAACUUUUUAAUAGUUAAUUGCCUCGAGGAGAUCUUGUACACAUUUACGCAAUAACCAUGGAUCUUAGCCUGGACGAAAUAAUUAAAACAAAAAAAAUCACUCUACCAUCAGCUGUUAAGAAAUUCAAUAAUGCGGAAAAUCCACGAAAAGGUUCAACGUUGCGUAAAACGUUAAAUAAACCUAUAUUUAAACAGAGUAUAGUGACUGAUGCACGAAAUAAGAUUAUACAGAAAAACCGUGAAAAGAUACGUGAUGCUCGAGAUAAAUUGUCAGAAUUAACAAGAGCUAGUGGCGACAUACGUCAAAGGCUAAUUGCUAAGAAACUGUCAGCAGCCAGUGGACUUAAAACACGUAGUUCAACGAAAAAGCUUUAUACAGCAUCGUAUCGUAAUGGUGUUCUCAAACCCAAACCUGGAUUGAAAAGUACACAACCGUAUUUAAGGCAGCCAGCACAUGUAUCUGCGCGACUGCCAGAUUUAAUAAAUGUGCCUCGCGGUUAUGUCGACUAUGACGAUAUGGAGCGCUUGGAAGAAGAGGAAAUGGCCGCUGCCACUCGUCUUAGUCGCACUGUCACAAAUGAUUUUGCUACAUUUGGACAACGUAAUGUAUCACCACUACCUACACGCCGCAUGAAUUCGUGGGUUAGUUCAUCAGAAGCUUUUGACCCAUUCGAUGUUUAUAAACCGCGCGAACGCCGCAUGUCCCCAGAGCUACCACCUCCUCCACCAAAGGGCAUUCUAAGACCCAGUACAAGACAACUAAGUCCAGAUAUGUAUCAACGCCGCUAUGUGCCAGAGCCAUCAUCACAUCUUUCGUAUGAGAUGCGUUCACGUUUGGAACGUGCUCCCGAUCCACAUGCAUCUAUGGGGAUUUUUUCCAAUCCACUCAAAUCAUCAUCAUCCAAUGGUUAUCGAAUUGUAGUAAGUAAUUUGCAUAGCAGUGUCACUCAGUCCGAUAUUCAAGAACUUUUUGAGGACAUUGGACCACUAUAUGAUUCGCGUUUGGUGCGCCCAGGUGUAGCUGAAGUUAUAUAUAAAUCCUUGACCGAUGCUGAAAAAGCAGUAGACACUUAUCAUAAUCGACAACUGGAUGGUCAGCCAAUGAAAUGUCUGUUGGUUAAUCCCCGCGCCUCAAAUAAGCCCACCGCACCAGCAAUAACCACAGCAUCGAGCUCUCGCAGUUCUUCAGGUAAAACUCCACUGGAAAUUGAUAUAGACGCUUUGCAUAAGGUGCUCUUCCGACGCCAUUAACGUUAGAGUAUACACAACAUCCACUCAAAUACAGUGAAUUAGCAGAGAUGAAACGCAAAAAAGCAAAAGGAAGGAAAACUAAGAUUAUAUGAGAUAAUAGUGCCGUUGGUAAAAAGAGGAGAUACCUCAAUGUCAAUAAAAACACGUAUGAUAUAAAUAUAUACUUAAAAAACUUGUGAAAAGGUCAUAAUUGUCGCUCCUUUUGCUGCUAAGAAUAAAAUUUCUGAAGCACCAUUAAAAUUAAAUUCAUUUAUGUACGUAUGAUUAA